Molecule: messenger RNA, 1860 nt
Organism: Angiostrongylus costaricensis
Lineage: Eukaryota; Metazoa; Nematoda; Chromadorea; Rhabditida; Metastrongylidae
Source: the annotation of a GenBank genome assembly
AUGUUCAAGAGUCUUCGCGACUUUGUUUCGAAUCCGAGUCCUGAGGGCAUUAUUUCUGCUGCUCGAACAGUUGUGUCAGAACUGACUAGUAGGCCUGAGAGACAGCAUGAAUAUAAGGCUGAGAAGCUCAGUCCAAGCAGAUAUGGAAAGAUGCUGAAACUGGAUAACCUCAAGAAUGUUUCCUGUCAUUCGGAAAACCUGGGCGGGGCAAAUGUGUUCCAUUCUGUCUACAUGGCAGAUCCACAGGCAAGCUCUUAGAAAUCAUUACGCGAUGGUUUUUUAUCGAACUUAAUGGCAGUUGUGUCACGUGAACCGACAUGGGAGACCACUCACUACGCAGCUGCUUGUGGAUUUCUUGGGUUUUUGAAGACAGCUUUGGAUAAGGAUCCGCAUGUAAUUCUUGGUUUUGCUACGCGUGAAGGAGAGUUCCCUGUACACAUCGCUGCAAAGUCAAACCAACUAGAAGUAGUUCGUCUUCUUCUUGAACAUGGCGCCGACUUAUGCCAGAAAGACGCUAUGGGUCGUACUGUGAUCCAUUGGGCUGCUGCAAGUAGCCCUUCAACUCUGAAAGAGCUUUCUAAUGAAGUUUCGUUUACUAAAGCUACGGAAAUUCAAGAUGAAUACGGAAUGAUUCCAUUGGCGGUUGCUAUUCAUGAGGCAAACUUCGAGUCAACAAAAAUCCUUAUGGGUUGGCUCAAUCAGUUCGCUCCCAAAAGAAGCACCACCUUUGCUGAGCGUCUUAUGUGGAAUGAAGCACAGCGAGGGAUUGGCGAAGUCCUUAUGGAAGUUCUGAAACAUAGUUUUGAAAACAUCAAUAUCAACAAAAAAGAUGCAAAUGGUCAAACACCUCUUCAUCUCGCAACAAACAGAGCACCAUGGGAGUAUCAGCAAGAGGUUUCGAUCAAGUUUCAAAGAGAUAACAAAGACGCUAACGAAGAACUUGUCAAUGUGCUGUCAUUAGAUGGUGGUGGCAUUCGUGGCUUAAUUCUGAUACAAGUGUUGUCUGAGUUGGAAAAGAAGUUGGGUGUCGACAUCUUGUCCAGGUUCCAUUGGCUAGGUGGUACAAGCACUGGAGCGAUUUUGGCUUUAGCUCUCAGUCAAGGCAAAAACAUUGCGCAUUGUCGCUCGUUAUAUUUUCGACUUAAGGACGAUGUGUUCUGUGGCCCACGACCUUACAGUGGUGACGUAUUGGAAUCAUUUCUGAAAUCCGAAUUUGGCGAACAUACGACUUUAGCUGAUAUGACAACUAAGAAAGUGAUGGUCACUACUUGUUUGGCGAACGUAUGUCCUUCAAAGUUGAAACUAUUUCGCAAUUACCAACUGCAUUUGCCCACCGACAAAAAUGACCAUAUGGGGUUUUGCUCACCAAAAAAUGUUCCUGUUUAUGUUGCCGCCAGAUGUUCAAGCGCCGCACCAACCUAUUUCCCUCCUUUUGAAGGGAAAUAUAUGGACGGUGGUCUAAUAGCCAAUAAUCCAUGCUCACAGCUCAUUUCAGAUAUUCAGCUAAUGAAUACGAGUUUCAAAAUGGCGGUAGGUUUUCUUAUAUUUAUUAUACAAGGUAAAGCUGAGCAGUGUUAUCGAAUUGGUUGCAUCGUAUCGAUAGGCACAGGACAAACACCUGAAGCGUCCGUUGAAUCACUCAAUCUUAGCCUCCCUAAAAAUAUUGCAGAAGUUGCAGGACUGACCAAGAAUCUUGCUGUUGCUAAUGCUGAUGGAAGCGUCGUGGAUUAUGCAAGAUCUUGGAGCCACUCUAUUUCUGUGCCUUUCUUUCGAUUUUCGCCUGUACAAAACCCUGCUGUUGAGUUAGACGAGACGGAUGAUGUCAAGCUUAUUAAUAUGAUGUGGAGUACCAAGGUUUAG